Myxocyprinus asiaticus (Chinese sucker) is the source of this 6281-nucleotide messenger RNA. It is a transcript of the gene abcf2b, whose product is annotated as ATP-binding cassette, sub-family F (GCN20), member 2b. The transcript has 18 exons. Gene Ontology annotation, molecular function: ATP hydrolysis activity; ATP binding. The record is from RefSeq and is a predicted model, not a curated record. Lineage: Eukaryota; Metazoa; Chordata; Actinopteri; Cypriniformes; Catostomidae. The coding region runs from base 118 to 1968 and encodes 616 amino acids.
CUGCUCAGUUAAGUGCUCCAGUGAGGCCCAUCUCACCAGCAGGCGGACAUCUGCUCUUGACCAAAUACGGUCGCGCGAGCUGCGGCUGUCUGCGAGCUUCACUCUUCUCAGCAAGCCAUGCCCUCAGAACUUGCCAAGAAGAAAGCUGCAAAGAAGAAGGAGGCAGCCAAAGCUCGACAGCGUGUGAAAAAACAUGAAGAGGCGAAUGGAGAAGGAGAGCAUCCGGAUGGCCAAGUGAAUGGUGUGAUGUCUAAUGGGGAGGCAAAUGGCGAUGUUGUCGCUCUAGCCAAGGAGCUGGAUGAGUUUGAGCUGCGGAAGAUGGAGUCUCGGGCAGUGACGGGCGUCUUGGCCUCCCAUCCCAACAGCACUGAUGUUCACAUCAGCAGUCUGUCGCUCACCUUUCAUGGCCAAGAGUUACUGAGCGACACCAGCCUAGAGCUCAACUCCGGCCGACGUUACGGUCUCAUUGGCCUCAAUGGCACAGGCAAGUCUAUGCUCCUGUCUGCUAUUGGUCACCGAGAAGUUCCCAUCCCAGAACACAUUGACAUCUAUCACCUGACACGUGAAAUGGCCCCCAGUGAGAAGACAGCGCUGCAUUGUGUCAUGGAGGUUGAUGAAGAGAGGAUAAAACUGGAGAAGGAAGCUGAGAGAUUGGCUCAUGAGGACUCAGAGUGUGAGAAACUGAUGGAGAUCUAUGAGCGUUUGGAGGAGUUGGACGCAGACAAAGCUGAAGUUCGAGCCUCACGAAUCCUCUAUGGACUUGGUUUCAACCCUGCCAUGCAGCAAAAAAAGCUGAAAGAUUUCAGUGGAGGCUGGAGGAUGCGUGUGUCCCUUGCCAGGGCCCUUUUCAUUAAGCCCUUCAUGUUAUUGUUAGAUGAACCUACUAACCACUUGGAUCUGGAUGCCUGUGUGUGGCUGGAAGAGGAGCUUAAGUCCUUCAAGCGUAUCCUUGUGCUCAUCUCACAUUCUCAAGACUUCCUCAAUGGUGUGUGCACCAACAUCAUUCACCUCCACCAGAGGAAACUCAAGUAUUACACUGGUAACUAUGACCAGUAUGUAAAGACCAGGGAGGAGCUGGAGGAGAACCAGAUGAAGCGGUACAACUGGGAACAGGACCAGAUAUCUCACAUGAAGAAUUAUAUCGCCCGUUUUGGUCAUGGCUCAGCCAAACUAGCUCGCCAGGCUCAGAGCAAAGAAAAAACGCUGCAAAAAAUGGUGGCAUCUGGCCUAACAGCCCGUGUGGUGAAUGACAAGACUUUGUCGUUUUAUUUUCCUCCUUGUGGGAAGAUUCCCCCUCCUGUAAUCAUGGUGCAGAAUGUCAGCUUCCAAUACUCCAUUGACACACAUUAUAUUUACAAAAACUUGGAGUUUGGCAUUGACUUGGACACACGAGUCGCACUUGUGGGUCCCAAUGGGGCAGGAAAGUCCACACUUCUCAAGCUGCUGAUGGGAGAGCUUCUCCCCACAGACGGAAUGAUAAGAAAGCACUCACAUGUUAAGAUUGGCAGAUAUCACCAGCAUCUGACUGAGCAGCUAGAGCUUGACCUGUCUCCUCUGGAGUACAUGAUGAAGUGCUUCCCUGAGAUCAAAGAAAAAGAGGAGAUGAGGAAGAUCAUUGGACGUUAUGGCCUGACAGGCAAGCAGCAGGUCAGUCCCAUCAGGAACUUGUCUGAUGGUCAGAAGUGUCGGGUGUGUUUUGCCUGGCUCGCAUGGCAGAAUCCUCACAUGCUGUUUCUGGAUGAACCAACGAAUCACUUGGACAUUGAGACAAUUGAUGCUCUGGCUGAGGCCAUCAAUGAGUUUGAGGGUGGAAUGAUGCUAGUUAGCCACGACUUCAGACUUAUUCAGCAGGUGGCUCAGGAAAUUUGGGUGUGUGAGAAGCAGACCAUCACCAAAUGGAACGGAGACAUUUUGGCUUACAAGGAGCACUUGAAAUCAAAAAUUGACAAACAGACUCAUGAUAUUUAAAAAUCUAUGAACUGGACAGACUGUCUUUUAAGAUUUCCGUCAUGGUUUGAUUACCCUCCCUCAUUUCCCAGAUGUGCAUUAUUGAAGGAAUUUUCAAUUGGACAAUGAAGCCCAGAAUCACGAUUGCUGAUCUGGAUUGCAUUCCAUUGUACUGUCAUCUGAAAUUGUUGGCAACUUUCCCAAGGGCAAACAGAAAAACAUGAUUUGGCCUAAUAUCUCAUAAGAAAUUCUUAAUCCGCCUCUCAGACGCAAAUUUCAUGGCAUCAGCAUGUCUAUUUUAUUUAAUAUUAUUAAGGCAAUCAAGGUUUAUUGGAAUAAAUAGAUUCAAUUAAGUUCUUUGAAGUACACAAAUAAUGAUGCAGAACAGCCCAAUGGUUUGUAGAGAACUUAGCUAGGGUAAAUUUUCAGAAAGCAAAUGUCAUACAUAUCCUUUAACGUUUGAGUAUUCAUGUCAAAAUUGUUCAAUGCAUUAAUCUGACAGUCCAAAUUAGCAACUCAGUGACACCAUGCUCUGUGAAUGAUGCAUCCAUGUGUACAGGACUUCACCUGGGAAAACAAAGGCUGCUUGAAGAGCAUCACUCCUUUACAUACUUAAAGCAAGUUUCUGUAUCAUUCAGGCAUAAACUACAUGGCAAAAAUUACCAUUAUAUGCAAAACUGUCUCAAACGUCAGAAUGAUCCUGUUUAGUUUCCGCCGCUGAACAACAACACAAAAACACAUUUACUGCUCGGCAUUGCUGCUCUCUGCGAAAGUGGAAUCAAUAAUGCAUAAAAUAAAUUGCAAAUUGAUUUAGAAAUAUAAAUGGCCCUAAAUCAUAUGUAAAUUUUGAAUGUCCCAACUUUUUGACACAAAUAUGGCACUAGCAAAGUCACCCACCUGCACAAAAAACAAUUAACAAGCACUAUUUGCUUUUAAUGGCCAUUCCACUAGAGCAUGAGUUUACCUAAAAAUCAAUACACUUAAACAGUUUGGGAAAAAAGUGUUAAUUGCUAAUUAAUUUCUUAUACUCUACUGGUCAAAAGUUUUGAAACACUUGACCGAAAUGUUUCUCAUGAUCUUAAAAAUAUUUUGAUCUGAAGGUGUAUGCUUAAAUGUUUGAAAUUAGUUUUAUAGACAAAAAUAUAAUUGUGCCACCAUAUUAAUUUAUUAUAUAUAAUAGAUUAUAAAUCUAAAAUUUAAUAAAAAAAUAAAAUAAAAGAACAUUUUUGAAAUGGAUGACUUGGACCAAAUAAUUAAGAAAAGCAGCCAAUAAGUGCCCAACAUAGAUGGGAACUCCUUCAGUACUGUUUAAAAAGCAUCCCAGGGUGAUACCACAAGAAGUUGGUUGAGAAAAUGUCAAGAGUACAUGUUUGCAAAUUCUAGGCAAAGGGUGACUGCUUUGAAGAUGCUAAAAUAUAACAUAGUUUUGAUUUAUUUUGGAUUUUGUUUAGUCACAACAUAAUUCCCAUAGUUCCAUUUAUGUUAUUCCAUAGUUUUAAUGACUUUACUAUUAUUCUAAAAUGUGAAAAAAAAAUUAUAAUAAAGAAUGAGUAAGUGUUUCAAAACUUUUGACCGGUAGUGUAUAUAGUAUAACUGUUUCACUGGGGUAGAGAAUUCUGGAGUUGCCGAUAGGGUAGACAUAGUAACUAACAGAGCUUUUCCUGUUUCUGUUGUGUUAUAGGUGUUUAAAUGGCUUUGAGACAGUGAGGUCAUUUUACUUUCCACAUACCUGUUAAAUGGCUUCAUUACACUGAGACCACAAACCCGUUUGCUCAUAGAUAUAUCUACUGUAUAUCAAGGGAAAGGCAUAUUCAAGUAAUCACAUAUUUAAGAGUCAACUUAACUGGUUAAUUUGCCAUUGGCUAAAGGAGUUUUUUUAAGAUGAGGCCAUUGUAAUGACUAGGAUUCAUGAAUUAGUGGAGUGGAUAUCAAUAUAGGACAUUUUAUGAGAUGAAGCAUGGUCUUUAUAAUAUGUUUUGUUUUGUCUGUUUAACAGCUAAAUCCUGUUUUUCUACCUACAUUUCACCAAAUGUUCAAAAAAUGCCAUGACUUUGAGAAACAAGGAGCAGUUUCUUUAGCCAGAUGUGAAUUAAAUAUGAUAUAGCCUACCUACGGCACAACUCAGUUAGCCUUGCUCUUAUCUGCAAACAACAUCAAAUUGUAGCUUAACAAGAUAACAGAAAGCAAUGUUGCAAUAAAUAUUUUCUUUAAGUUUCUUAAAGCAGCCUAUGUUGUGUGCAAAUGCACACGUUUGUUCAUGUUUCACAAUGAAGAACAUUUAGUAAGUGUUAUCCGUUUUUACAAAAUGUGAUGUCAUGCAGGUUUCACGUGGUGUGUGUGCGUGUGUCUUUCCAGGGUUGGGCAGUAACAGAAUACAUGUAAUGGGAUUACAUAUUUAAAACUACAGUUUGUAUUCCACUACAGUUACAAUUUAAAUCAUUGGUAAUUAGAAUAAUUACAUUCAAAAAGUAUUUUGAUUACUGAAGAGGUUACUUUGCAUUUUAUUGUCAUUUAUUUCAUUUAAAAUUUAGUCCUUUCAGAUGGAAAACAUUUAUACAUAAAAAUGAUGCGAUCCAAAGUGCAUUUGAACAGCAGUGAAACACUUUCUUAUGAUGUGUUACAUUCAUACGAGCAGACAGAGAAGUAAGUUUGAAGUAAGUUUGGAGCACAAGAAAUAGAAAUAAGUGUAAAUUGUCAGCUUUACGCUAAACUAAAAUGCUAUUUUUAGCCAUUUUACAUGUACAUGUUACCAGGCACGAUCAUAUUUUUUUAUCAAGAAAAUUCAUGUUGGAUCAUAAUUUCUUUUUUUCUAGUAAGAUCUUUGAUAUUAAGGCUAAAAUUGUAUUCUUGAUAAUAAUUGUUGUAUUGUUUUCCUGUAAAAAUAUCUAAAAAUCCUUAAAACAAUAUCAGUUUGAUUUAUCUUGUUUGAGAAACAACACUGCAUAAGAUAUUUAGGUUUUUCAGAGAAUGUAUUUUUAACAUGUGUAUUUUGUCUUACUGUACUGGCAGAGUUAUUAUAGUCAAAACAAGUGAAAAAAUCUACCAGUGCUGAAGAAGUAAUCCAAAGUAUUUAGAAUACAUUACUGACCUUGAGUAAUCUAACAGAAUAUGUUACAAAUUACAUUUUACAGCAUGUAUUCUGUAAUCUGUAGUGGAAUACAUUUCAAAAGUAACCCUCCCAACCCUGUGUCUUUCUAGCUGUUCUUUAAGGACAAAUUUGCAGAAAAUUUCCUUAGAUGUUUGUGAAAUCUGUGUGCACGUACAAAAUCUUUGUCUCCUGUCUGUCUAUUUCACAUCUGCGUCUCCUUUGCAAAUAUAGUUCUCUAGUCUUUCACCCUCUAAAUUCAAAAUACAUUCAUUAGUUUGUUAUCAUGUGAAAAAGAAGUGAAGUGUUUGAUGUAGACACAGGAAGAGAAGCAUUAUCCUCUAUUUACUUCCUCUCACACACACACGCUACAUUGUCUUCGAAACAACAUCUAUGAAUUCAAAAGUCGCUUCUACAGAAGAAUUGGUCCAGUGGCUCAUUUUCAUAGGAUGAAGUUUGUUUAAAUAGAAUAAUUUACCUGAGUAAUAUUCUCACUUUGUUUAUUACCUAGAUACAUAUAUAUGUUAAAUAAUUUUAUUUGAAUUUUAAAAUUAAGCGUGAAGUUCCCAAGAUGGAAAAAAGGCUAUCUAGAAUGAUUCAACUCCUUUUAUGCUUUUGUUAAGAAAAGUUGCUUUAACGUAUUUACUUGCACACUUUACUACCACGGUAGUUAAAAAAAAACAAAAAACCUUACUCUUGCCCAACAAGACUACAGGUUCAAUAUUGCUAUGCAACUUCCUCCAUUACAACAGAAGCAGAUACCUCUACUGUUCUCUCUAGUCAUUAGCCAUACAUACUGUAUACUUGAUUUACUUUACAUAUUUGUAUCAUUUCACAAUGAAGCUGAAAGCAACCAAAAUUCUCUUGAUUUUCAUCUGCCUGUAUGUGCAAGGAUUAUUGGGAGAGAAGACUUAUUUGUGGUAUUUGUCUUUCUAGGAUUUUGGGGACCAAAUUCUUGCUGAAGAUCAGAUGCCAUCAGAGAAUGUGAUUUUGUCAUCCAGUGAUGACACAGCAGCUGUGGAGGAGCCUUUCAACACAGUAAAGGAAAGUCAGCUUUUUAAAGAGAAGAAAAACCAAGAUGAACAGAUGAACCAGAACAACUGAAUAUAGAAGAUCACACUGCCUGUGUCUAUAUUAAAAUUCAAGAUAUUUUAUUAUUAGAUUAAUUACACAACUAUACAAAUUACUUAAAUAUAUAAAUAUGAUCUGAUGCCACAGAUAAUAAAAAAGCAGCCAAUGUUUAACACUC